AUGCGCGUCCUCAUCAGCGGGGCAGGCAUCGCCGGUCCCACGCUGGCCUGGUUUCUUGCAAGAACAGGUGCACGUAUCACGGUCAUCGAGAAAAACGGCUCCAUCUCAUCCAGCGGUCACAACAUCGACGUUAAUCACAGUGCAAUUACCGUUAUGAGAAAGAUGGGCCUGAUCGACCAGCUUCGGCGCUUCAACACAACGGAAAAGGGAACGCAGCUCAUCGAUCCAAACGGACGACCUUUUGCGCCGUUCCCCGUCAAGAAGGGCUCGUCCGGGAGUCCUACGUCGGAGUUCGAGAUCUUGCGCGGGGAUCUGGCAACUGUUCUCCACGAGGCGACGAAAGACCACCCCAAUAUCGAAUAUCUGUUUGGCACGACCUGUUCAAAAGUCAUUUCGAACGACAACGACACGGUCAAAAUUGAGUUGAGCGACGGCCAAGUACGAGACUUUGAUCUCGUAGUCGCAGCCGACGGCCAGUGGUCCAAGAUUCGCAAGUUAGUUUUCCCUCAGGAUAGCAUCACUGUCAACGACAAAGACAUGUACGUCGUCUAUUCCACCAUUCCACGUCUUCCCAGUGACGACGACUGGUGGGACAUCUACCAAGCCCUCGGCUCCAGAAUCGUCAGCCUCCGUCCCGAUCCGCACGGCACAAUCCGGGCCAUGUUCAGUCGUAUGCCCUGCAAUGACGCCCAGAGAAAAGCUUGGCAGGAAAUGUCCAGGGGCGAUAGGAAACUCCAGCAAGAGCUCGUGAGACGUGAAUUCCAGGACGCCGGGUGGCAGGCGCCGAGGAUUUUGGACGCCAUGGAGCAGUCGGAAGACUACUACUUUCAGGAAAUCAAGCAGAUCAAGAUGUCCAAGUGGUCUAGCUCCAGGGUUGUCUGUCUCGGCGAUGCCGCGUUUGCGCCGACACCGUUAACAGGCAUGGGGACUUCGUUGGCAAUCAUCGGGGCUACAUGCUUGCAGGCGAGUUGA
Molecule: messenger RNA, 972 nt
Organism: Colletotrichum spaethianum
Lineage: Eukaryota; Fungi; Ascomycota; Sordariomycetes; Glomerellales; Glomerellaceae
Exons: 1
Coding region: 1-972 (323 amino acids)
Molecular function (GO): FAD binding
Source: RefSeq, a predicted model, not a curated record